This is a messenger RNA of Limanda limanda (common dab), 1185 nucleotides long. Its product is annotated as protein rapunzel-like. Lineage: Eukaryota; Metazoa; Chordata; Actinopteri; Pleuronectiformes; Pleuronectidae. The coding region runs from base 1 to 1185 and encodes 394 amino acids. The record is from RefSeq and is a predicted model, not a curated record. The transcript has 2 exons.
AUGUCCAACUCAUUGGAGCGGGUUGUGGCCCAGAAGAAGGAGGCCAUCGAGGCAGUGAUGGACAUGUUUCAGCAGGGGGCGGAGGUGUUGGCGAGCGCCGUGGGCGAGCUCUUCCCUCUCUGUGAGGCCGCCGCCCCGGUUCUCCGCCUGGCCUUAGACAACGUCCACAGCAAAGAGGUCUUUUACGUCAAAGAGCAGUUCCUGACGGUGAGGAACAAGCUGGACGUGCUCUCCACGCAGCUGGAGGACAUAGACUGCGAGAUCAAGAAGGGGAGACUGGACUCUCAGUACUUCUCCGUGGAGGAGAACAUCAGGAACCAGUUCAGGAAAUACAUGGACAUCCUGGAGGCGAAACAGCAGUUCAGGGAAGUGAAGACGAGGCUGUUCCUGGAGCACUUUGCUAAAACAGGGGGAGAGAAGAACCUGUUUGUGUUAUAUGAUGCUCUAAUGGGCACUAACAGCUUUGGAGAGUCAGUGUUAGAGUUGGUGGAAAGAUAUGUGGCGAGGAACCGGCGCCUGCUGGAAGAUUUCUGUGUCCGCAUGAAGGAGCUCUUCUGUCUGGGCCUGAUCGCCCUGCUGGGCCACUGCGCCCUGACCCAAGGCCAAGAGGAGGAAGAGGACAAAAUCCAAGAGUGGAGCAACAAAAUUGAAGAAGUGGAGUCCAGGAUGAAGACGACCAUCGAGGCCUGCACCGCUGCCUUCCCGGACCAGGCCAAGUUAGACGCCCAGCGACUCCUGCAGGAGAAGGAAGAAGAAAACCUGCAGGACACCACCCAGCAGAUUCUGGAGCUCUUGGUGAAGAAGUACGAUUGGGUGAGCUGGUCGGUGCGGCUCAUCAACCACUCGGGCAGCACCUACCGCAACUGGCGAGCAGGGGAGCACUUCCACCACGUGGCCGGACAGAACUGGUUCGAGGUGCUGCAGGUGAACAACAUCAACCUGGUGGUGUCGUACAGCGUCAAGCCGCAGCCGGUGCCCCGCGACUGCAUCCGGCAGGCGAUGGAGGGGCAGGGGAGGAAGGGGAACGCCCCGGCGGUGGUGGAGGUGCUGGAGAAGCAGCUGUGCGGGUUUGUUGUUCACGCCGUCAGUCGCCACAAGGAGUCUGCAGCUGCGUGGAGCUUCCCAGAGGAAUGUCACUACUGGGAGAGACACAAGAAUGUGGCCGUGUGUGUGCACUCUGAGUAG